AUGGAGGCCACGGGGGGGCCACCGCUACGACCACGGCAAGUGGAGGCCACGCCAUCGGAGCCCAAGGACUGCCAGAGACACCCCGCCGAUGCGUCGGCGCCGGCGCUCGAUUCGGAGCCCGGCGCGAGGGACGAGUCGUUCCGGAGCGCUGUGGAGUGCGCUGGAGUGCUCCCGGACAUACGAGUGGAAGAGCAGGCCUGGCCAGAGCACGACGCGGCGGAGGAGCCCACGCAGUGCGCGCCCAUGACGCACGCGCUGUCGACGUCGAGCCUGACCUCCCUGGACGAGCCGCCGCGGCGGAGGCCCUCGAAGUUUGGCCCGAGGGAGGCGAGGCGCAUGCAGGCCAGGGCCUGGAAGCCGCCGCCCCUCGACCGCGCGGAGGAGACGAAUCAGGACGUGCUCGACGAGGACCAAGCCUCACAAGCCUUCUCGGCGCCCAGCCGCGUGCAGUCGGCCAGCAGCAGGGGGUCCUCCGCGUCCUCGGCGGCGGGGGAGGCGCACCAGCCCGAGCCACUGGAGGGGAGCCCUCGGCGACCCCGGCGGCCCGCGAACGACGCGGUGGUCACCCAGUGGGAGGCGCUGGAGCCCGCCAGGAGACCCAGGCUGCACAGGCUGCACACGAUGCCGGCGCGCGCCGGGCUGCCGGCCCGGGUUGUGGCGAUCGUCAUCCUGAGGCCGGCUCGGGGGGGCGCCAUGCGGGCGCUUCUCGCGUUCGCCGCGGGCGGCGUCGGCAGCGGGCUCGUCAUCUACACGGUCGUGAUCGUCAGGCUGGACAGCUGCCACUCGCUGACCGCGGCGCCUGCCACGCCGCCCGCGCCGGAGCCCCGCGCUGGCGAGGCGGCGCUGCGGGAGCUGCGGGAGCUGCGCGGCAAGGUUGCGCAGCUCGAGCUCGACAACGCAGCCCUGGUGAGCAGAGCGCGGGAGGCCGCUGCGCCGCCGCCCGCCGCGCCGCGGGGCGCGGAGCCGGAGGCGGCGGGCGCAGGCUCGGCGGCCGCUGCGGCGGCCGUGCAGUUCCAGCCGCCGCGCCCGGGGGGCCGCAUCUCGGCCGUGGGGCUGGCCGCCGUGGCAGACAGGAUGCACGCCCGCAAGUUCGACGUGUCCAUCGCCAGCCAGCGCUGCUACGCCGAGCGGCACGGAUACGAGUACACCGUGCUGGAUCCCGCGGACUACCCCGCGUGCAAGCAGCGGGAUUUCUUCUUCCGGAAACACUGCACCGUGGCCAGAUUUCUGGAGACGAAGGAGCCCGACUAUUACCUUUUUGUGCUGGACGGCGACAAUCCGAUGGUGCUGCUGGAGCGGAACCUGGACCCCUGGCUCGAGGAGGCCCGCCUCACGGACGUCGUGCUGUACGAGAGGUGGAUGAACAACGAGAUCAUGGCUGGGAACUACGCCAUACGGAACUCAGACUGGGGCAUCAAGUUCGCAGAUGGUUGGGCCGCAUACGAUCGAGUUGACCAGCCCAAGGGCUACCACUCCUCCGACAAUGGCGCGAUCCACCUUCAUCUCCUGCGGUGGCUGCGCAUCUCCAAAUGGACGCUCUGCGCGUACAUGUGGGACAACCUCAGGGGGAAUUCCAUGAACCUCGACGAGUAUUUCCAGUUCGUGUCCUGCACACGGCUGCUCAUGGGCGCUCCUCGCCGCUGGAAGUUGGACGGGCAGUACCGCGUCACAAUCCUGCCCCGGGGGCAUUCGUGGUCCGUCGACGGCGGCACGGUCAACGGGAAGGUCUCGUCCGUCGGCCCCGUGUCGCACCACGGCCAGAAGACCAAGGACAAUUACCUCAAGUACUUCACCGACAGCUUCGUGGAGGGCCAGAGCCGCUCCUGCUCCACGAUGGUGCGCCCCGAGACUUGGGUGGAGAAGGACGAGUACCUCAAGUUCAUGGGGCGCGGCAUCCGGGAGCGCGUCGCCGGGGCGGGGUCUGUCCAUCCCCGAUCCAUGGCGCACAUCGCGGCCCCGCCCUGGGACAGGAUGUACGUCGACUGCAUGCAGACUCUCUCUUGCCGGCCGCUCGAGUACGAGGCGCCGCUCGUCGUGAUCGAACCCGCGGCGGAGCAGCGGGCGCUGCCCUUCAUCAGGAUACCAGAGGGAGCGCGGUUCCAGCCGUGCGCGAAGGACGGGCAGAUGUGCACUUGCACCGGCGUCGCCAAGUUCGGGCCAGCCGCGGAGAACAAGAAGCAGUCUGCGCUGGCUCACGUGGAGGCCGACCCUGGUCAGAUCAAGUGCAAUAUUGACACCUUUGGCGAGGACCCCGCUCACGGCACCGCCAAGAGCUGCUUCUGCUACUGGAGUGUGUGA
Molecule: messenger RNA, 2298 nt
Organism: Prorocentrum cordatum
Lineage: Eukaryota; Dinophyceae; Prorocentrales; Prorocentraceae
Source: the annotation of a GenBank genome assembly